Messenger RNA from Stylophora pistillata, 3229 nucleotides. RefSeq lists its product as uncharacterized. The record is from RefSeq and is a predicted model, not a curated record. Lineage: Eukaryota; Metazoa; Cnidaria; Anthozoa; Scleractinia; Pocilloporidae.
AUGGUCAGCAUAAGGGAAUGUGUGGCACCCCUUGGAAUGGAGACUCACCGCAUCAAGGAUGCUCAAAUCACUGCAUCUUCAGAAUGGGAUGGAAAUCAUGCAGCAAUCCAAGGAAGAUUGAACUUUAAGGCUGGUAGAGGCAAACAAGGAGGAUGGUCAGCUCGCUGGAACAAUAGAAAUCAAUGGAUCCAGGUGGCUCUUGGCAGUUACACCAAAUUAACAAGUAUAGCAACACAGGGAAGGAAUGCUCACAACCAGUGGGUAACGGCAUACAAGCUGCAGUACAGUGAUGAUGGAGUUAACUUCUACUACUAUAAAUCACCAGGACAGAGCUCUCCCAUGAUAUUAAAGGGAAAUAGAGACAGGGACAGUGUUGUUUAUCACAAGCUGAACCCACCCAUCAAUGCUCGUUAUAUCAGACUCCGACCAACAGCUUGGUAUCGUCAUAUAUCACUAAGGAUGGAGCUUUACGGUUGCCAAGAGUGUUCAGAACCCCUUGGAAUGGAAGGUUGGCAAAUCAAAGAUGCUCAAAUCACUGCAUCUUCAGAAUGGGAUAGAAAUCAUGCAGCAAUCCAGGGAAGAUUGAAUUUUAAGGCUGGUGGAGGCAAACAAGGAGGAUGGUCAGCUCGCCAGAAUAAUGGAAAUCAAUGGAUCCAAGUGGCUCUUGGCAGUUACACCAAAUUAACAAGUAUAGCAACACAGGGAAGGAAUGCUCACAACCAGUGGGUAACAGCAUACAAGCUGCAGUACAGUAAAGAUGGGGUGAACUUCUACUACUAUAAAGUUCCAGGACAGAGUUCACCUAAGGUUUUCAAAGGAAAUAAAAACAGGGACAGCAUUGUUUAUCACAAAUUAAACCCACCCAUCAAAGCUCGCUACAUCAAACUCAGACCAACAGCAUGGUAUGGUCACAUAUCACUAAGGAUGGAGUUGUAUGGUUGCUCAGCAGCUUCCGGAAUAAAUGUCCUCUGCGACGAUAAAAAUAUGACCAUUGUCAUCCCAAAGUUCCUUAUCCGUGGUCUUGAUCCAAAGAAUCUUCGACUCCUGGACACCAAAUGUAAAGGGAAAGAAGGACGGACCCACCUUACCGUUACAACACCAUUGACCGGCUGUAAAACAACCAGCAGGUAUACACCUACAGCUAUCAUCUACUCCAACACACUGGAAAUACCCGCGGCCGCUAACAGUGCCGUGACACGCGUGCGUGACAUAAAAGUGCAGUUUAGCUGUUAUUAUUCCACUCAUGGUGUAGUUUCAUCGCUUGGCUGGAAACCAAUAAACACUACGCUUGAAUUCCAUGAUAUGGCAGCCAAAGGGAACUUGAAACUGUCGUUGAGAAUGUUUCACAGCAAGAGAUUCGUGAAACCUUACCUGAAAAAUGAUUUUCCUGUUGCUGUGAGGCUGCAUCGACGAUUGUUCUUUGAGGUAUCUACGGCAACAAAUGACAAAAAGCUGUCAAUCAGAGCGGAUCAAUGUUAUGCCACGCCUACCCAGGAUCAAAAGAACUCUCUGAAAUAUGAGUUUAUAAAGAAAGGCUGCCCAAGUGACGUAACAGUGAAAUAUCAUUCAGCACCUUCUUCGAAUGCUCAGCGGUUUAGCGUGGAAGCCUUCAAGUUCAUCGCUGCUCAUCCCUUUGUUUUCGUCCACUGCCAUGUGACUGUAUGCAGUGCAACCGACCCACGCUCCAAAUGCUCAAUGAAAUGUCCCUUAAGUGGCCGAGGAAAACGUGAACUGAGUGAUAGCGUGACUUAUGACGUGCACUCUUUAGUCCAGGGCCCCCUGCACCUGGCGCACGAGAAACGAAAGGAGAACCACGGGACAAUUCUAGAUGAGACUGGUUCCCAGUCCAGACUUUCUGGAGGCUCCGUCCGCUGACAGUCAUCAAAAGUAGCUUCAGACUCAUUUACACUUGGACUUGACCUGGACUUGAAUCACUGAAGGAUGUUUGAGCUGGAUAUUCGUGUACAAGGUGUUUCACAAGUUCGUGUCCGUUUCUCUACAAGCCUAUCUCACUUAUUUUCGAAUUCUGGAAGCCGUAUUUCUAAGAACAAUUACUCGGUUUUACUUACUUUUACGAAGUUGGAAAGUCAUUCAAAAGUUGAGAAAAUCACAGAUUUAAAAUCAUACUCCUGCAUCAGACUUGGCCAACCAACCAAUAAAAUGCUUAAAAGCACUCGCUUUUCACUUAAAGGUUUUUUCUUUUCUUAAAUUUUACCUCGGUGUCGACCUGCAGAAAAUUAGAAAGAAGUUUUCUUUUCAUUUUUUAUCUGAAAUAUCUUUUUCAUCUCAAGGUAUCUAGUUUAGAAGAAAUGUUUUAAUCCUUAUCCUCUUAUCUCUUGUGCAUCUCCAGCUCAAGCUUACCUUUUAUUUUUUAGAAGCUGAAUGAUCUCAAAAACUAAACUUUUGACGACAAAGAUAUACGAAAUAACGACAACAACAAACAAACAUAACAAAUAACUUAGAAACAGUUUUGAUAGUUCAGUUCGGUUUUUGAGAUUACUCGCUGAUCUAACCCACACCGGACUGUCAAAAAGAUAUGAUUUAUGUAAGGUUGCUUGCGCUUAUAUUAUUUUACAUUUUGUAUGACGGGAUGAGAAAACUGGCUCUUCAACCAGCUGUUAGACCAAAAGGGGUUGUGACUGAAGGGAUUUUAAACCUCUUUUAUUAACUCGUGUAUUUUUUAGUUCGUCUUUAGAGGAGCUAAUACUUUCUUAACGUAGAAAGGCAUUUGAAAUGGAAGAAGAGCGCUAAAACUAGUUUGGUGAGUUCUACAAACACCUUAACUUGUAGCUCAUUUCUUGGAGACGAAGAUGGUUUAAGGUUGGCCAUAUUAAGAAGCUUUGCAGGUGAUCAAGUUGAAAAUUGACUGCGAUAAGCUUUGAAGUAUUUGGGAUCAAUUCGAGGUUUUAGGAUUUUCUGUGGUGAUGAAGACUUAUUGGGGAACAUCAGCUGGUUGACAGAACUUCUUAUCUCGAAUUCAAUAUUUUAGUUUAUAGAACUGGUGAAGGGAAAUGAUGUGGGUGUCGACUUUAACCAGAAAACAAACGUACUACGCUUACAUACCCGAUUAACUGGCUGUUACGAGAGCAUAACUUUGUCCUUAGUGGAUAAAGUGUUUCCAUCUUGGAAACUUUCUACUCGAGACAUUCCUGUUAUGGUUUUCAGUUGAUACUCAGGUAUCCUGCCGGUGUGCUGUUGCUUAAAAAAAAAAUAAAUCGAAGAAACAGAA